AUGGAUUUUAUGAAUUUAGGAGUAACCUCUCGUAAGACGGGACUACGGGUCAAGAAUAAUGUUGCUAAGGAUGAAUAUAACAUGGAAAAUGUUGAAGAUUUCUUCAAAGAUGAUGAAGCCAGUAUGAUUACAGUUAGGAAAUCAAAAAGUAUGAAAACUUCUCUCUUAGCGCAUAAUCGAAAUUCAUUGAUUGAAGAAAGAUCAAAUAAUGAAACGUCCCGAUUCUCAACACCCCAUAUCUUCUCACCAGCAAUUAGUGAUACCAGAAGAUUAUCAUCUAUACCAAUAAAUAUAUCUCGAGAACAAUCACAAGACGAACAACCCCCAAAUAUCCUUCAGGAUAAUUUUAACAGUAAUAAUUUAAUAGCUGGUCACCGAAAUUCUCUACUAGAAUCAAUUCAUGAAGAACCAUUCGAUUAUGGCCAAGAAAAUACCUUUCAAACGAAUGAUACUCAGCCAAACUUAAGACAUUCAUUAACCCCAAGUGUAUCAUUACAUAGAUACAACACUACAUAUGAUUUAAAUUCCACAAGACGAACAUCUUUAAAUGUAAGAAUACCUCCCAAGGACUUCGUUAACCCCUACACUGAAAGCGAAGCACCAGAUCUGGUACAUGACGCAGAUUUAACUAUUGAUAAUACUUCUUUUAAUACGUCAGACAAUGCCAUUCUUGAAGAAGAAAUGUCCGAAUAUGGGAUAGAGAAAAGUGAUGCAGAUGAUGAUAUGGAUUAUAAUACAGAUAUACUAUCCUCUGAUGAAUCAUCAAGUGCAGAACAAGAUAUUGAUGAAGAUGAUAACAAUGGCCAAGAUAUCCUAAAUGAUCUAGACUCCACUCAAAUCGAUAAAACAUACAUACCGUCUGAUGAUGACGAUUACCAGGAUAACGAGUCAGUUUCACAGAACAACCAACUACCAACAGAUUUUUCCGAUUUAUCAUCUGACGAAGAUGAAGAAUACCUACCUUCGCAGGCAAAUAUUUCUAAUCCUAUUAUUGCUGAAGGCCCCAAGAGAUCUACGAGAAUAAAAGUUCCACCUUUGGAAUACUGGAGAAACGAAAAAGUUGUGUAUAAGAGGAGAGAUUCUAAACCAUAUUUAGAUAUUGAGAAGAUCGUAACGUAUGAACCAAGCAGCAGCUCUGAAGAUGAAGCUGGUGCAAAAACUCGUUCUAAACGGAUAAAAAAGGCGCCUCAGCUAAACAAUAGCAAUUUAUCUGUAAAUGAAUCUUUAACAAAUAUCGUUAGUACCAUCCCAAGACAGAAUGAGCCAUCAAGAAAUUUUAGAUCAAUAAACAACAGGAUAAUACGUGGACGAGCAAAUAAUGAAACCAGUAACCCAGAUUCGAAAUUACUUGACAGGAUACAUAAUGGCAAGGUUAAAGGUGCUAGCUGGAUACAGGAUGGGUUCUUAGAGGGCACAAUAAAUUCUGCGAUUGAUAAAAAAAGUAAAGAAGUCAUUGCGUAUGCGCCAAAUAUUUCUCAGGUAGAGAGAACAAAAAGAACUUCAGAUAAUAAGUAUACAUUAUCAGUAAUGUUUGAUAAACACAAAGAAAUGUUUGCAAGUGGCAUUUUAAAACUCCCCCCAACUGGUUUGCGUGACAUAACUGAAUCGCAUAAUGCUUUUAUAACAUUUUAUGUCAUCAGAGGAAUUGUAGAGGUAACGGUAGGUACUAAUAAAUUUAUCACUCCUGCUGGUUGUUCAUUUCAGGUCCCUUCCUUUAAUAGUUAUUCCUUUAAAAACAAAGGAAAAGAGGAAGUACAACUAUUUUUUGUCCAGGUAAUCGUACCAGAAACUUUCAAUUCACAGCAAGACCCUGCAAAUCAUUCUAACAAGGGAGAUGUUUCAGAUAAGGACGGAUUUUCAAUGUCGGAUGAUGAAUCAUCUAAAAUGGUAAACUUAAAGGAUAGACACAUUUCAGAUUCGCAGACAAAGAUACGUCCUUCUGCCAUUCAACAAAAAUUAUUCAUUAGUUCAAGUUCAUCUAACCUUUAG
Messenger RNA from Maudiozyma barnettii, 1989 nucleotides. It is a transcript of the gene MIF2, whose product is annotated as Mif2p. The transcript has a single exon. Gene Ontology annotation, biological process: attachment of mitotic spindle microtubules to kinetochore; kinetochore assembly; spindle attachment to meiosis I kinetochore. Gene Ontology annotation, molecular function: centromeric DNA binding. The record is from RefSeq and is a predicted model, not a curated record. NCBI's taxonomy places the organism in Eukaryota, Fungi, Ascomycota, Saccharomycetes, Saccharomycetales, Saccharomycetaceae. The coding region runs from base 1 to 1989 and encodes 662 amino acids. Gene Ontology annotation, cellular component: kinetochore.